This is a messenger RNA of Penicilliopsis zonata CBS 506.65, 996 nucleotides long. RefSeq lists its product as hypothetical. Gene Ontology annotation, cellular component: extracellular region. Lineage: Eukaryota; Fungi; Ascomycota; Eurotiomycetes; Eurotiales; Aspergillaceae. The record is from RefSeq and is a predicted model, not a curated record. Gene Ontology annotation, biological process: carbohydrate metabolic process. The annotation marks the transcript as partial. Gene Ontology annotation, molecular function: chitinase activity. The transcript has 3 exons.
AUGAGUUUUUCCAAGUUCUUUCUGGCCGUUGCGGCAGUCCCUUCCUUUGCUCUUCUUACAUCGGCCUUGGACGUCAAUUCCAAUACCAACGUUGUUGUGUACUAUGGUCAAGGUGAUGACCAGCAGCGUCUGUCCCAUUUCUGUGGAGAAACCAGUCUCGACAUCAUCAACCUGGGCUUCGUCAAUGAAUUCCCUGACCAGGCGCCCGGAGGAUGGCCCGGGAGCAACUUUGGCAACCAGUGUGGCUCGGGAACAUAUACCAACGAGGACGGCGAAGCGACCGACUUGCUCUCUGAAUGUAUCCAGUUGGCAGAGGACAUCCCCGUAUGCCAGGCCGCAGGCAAGACCGUCUUGCUAUCCCUCGGGGGUGCGUCUCCUACAAAUCAGCAGAUUGAAAGCCACGAUUCCGCCAUCGCGUUUGCCGAUUUCCUCUGGGGUGCGUUUGGCCCCGUCGACGACACAUGGAUCGCCAACAAUGGGCCCCGUCCUUUUGGUGGUGCUGUCGUCGAUGGGUUUGACUUUGAUAUCGAGAACAACGGUGGCUACGGUUAUGCCACCAUGGUAAAGCGUCUGCGUGAACACUUCGCCGAUUACCCCGACCAGACUUUUUACAUCUCCGGUGCUCCUCAGUGUGUCAUUCCUGAUCCUCAGCUCGCUCACGCCAUCACCCACUCCGAAUUCGACUUCGUCUGGGUCCAGUUUUACAACACCGAAGAAUGCGCCGCCAGCAACUCUGAUGGAUUCAACUAUGACGACUGGGUCACCUUCCUGCAGCAGGGCGAGAGCGCCAACGCCAAGCUGAUGAUCGGCUUGCCAGCCGACACGGAUUCUGACUAUUAUCUGACGCCCGACCAAGUCAAUUCCCUUGUCGAAACGGAAAUAGCCGCGUACCCGGAUACCUUUGGAGGUAUCAUGAUCUGGGAAGCCACCUCCUCCGAUGAGAAUGUCAUCGACGACAUGACCUACGCCGAGAACAUGAAGAGCGUCUUGGUCGCC